Nylanderia fulva is the source of this 1597-nucleotide messenger RNA. RefSeq names its product Histone PARylation factor 1 (gene Hpf1). The record is from RefSeq and is a predicted model, not a curated record. Gene Ontology annotation, biological process: DNA damage response; regulation of protein ADP-ribosylation. Lineage: Eukaryota; Metazoa; Arthropoda; Insecta; Hymenoptera; Formicidae. Gene Ontology annotation, cellular component: nucleus. Gene Ontology annotation, molecular function: histone binding; poly-ADP-D-ribose binding.
GAACAGACUUUUGCGAACACGUGUUCAGACAAGGACGGAUAACGCGAAGAAGGAAAAUAACCUCGACAGCGCGUUCUACGUCGGUCGCAGAUUCCAAAUUUUUCGAUGACGAUGAAAAAACUGUAUUUUUAAUAUAUUUUUCAUCUCAUACAUGCACGAUGUCGUCCAAGGACGCUCAAUUUCAGAACUACAAGGACGAUCCGCGAAUCCCUUGUCAAUACGGCGUUAAGUGUUAUCAGAAAAAUCCUCAGCAUCACAGCAAAUACAAACACCCGCCAAAAGAAGAAACGGUGAAGCAAGAAAAGACUGUCGCUGGCAUAAAGAGAAAAAAUCCUCUGAAAGAUGAUAAGAAGAGGACACAGCUGAAAAGUCCACAGAAAAAGUUGCAAAAGAUACAGGAGUUCUGUCGAAGAAAUUUGCACGACAUCUCCCUGAGUCCAGAAAGGAAUGAUUUCAGAAACAGCAAUGAAAACUCUAAUGUCAAAGCAGAAACAUCUGAUGAGGAUACAUCUGUCCUGCAGACAUCAUCUGAUCAGUCUAAUCAUUCGCCUGAAUCAUCAGCUGAGUGUAGCUUAGCUCAGAAUGCAUUGGCAUCCAAUGUCGAUGCUGAAAACAUUAUUAUGGAUCUGUUUCUGGUCGAGAUGCCAGCAGAUUUUUUUCAGUUCUAUGAAUUUUGUAAAAGUAUAUCGAAAGAUAAUCCCCUCUUAGCAUGUAAAUCUGUUCGUUUGAGACUGGUAGGUCCGUAUGAUGUGCUAGGUGGAAAAAUUAAGAGUUCUGAGAAUGAGAGCGAUAAGGAAAAGUACUUGAUACACUGGAGAUAUUAUUACGAUCCUCCGGAAUUUCAGACUGUUAUAAAGUGCGACGACAAGGAAGGAUUGCAUUUUGGUUACUGGCGAGAUAGUGCUACCGAGAAACCAGUGUUUGUAGCAAAAAGAGCAAAUGUGAACUGCAUAUUUGAACAUGUUGCAGAAAAUAUAUUUGGUGCUGUUGACGCUUAUUUGCAAGAUAAAGCAAAGUCAGCCAAUCCUUUCGAGAAGACUGGAAUAAUGCGUUUGCAUUCCCAGUUGAAGAACUUUGCUAAGCAGCAUAACAUAACUCUGGAGAAAAACAGCGUAAACAUGCGAUCGAGGGAGAGGCGAGUUGUAGCACGAACCUUUCACAAAGCAGGCAUUGUGGUGCCUUAUGAUAAGAAGACUCAAUUGGGUUACAGAGAUUUGGCAGCGACAGAUAAUGAUUUGCAGAAGAUACUAAAGCAGAUAGAGGAAGCUGGCACUUCGGACGAGAGAAAGACGUCAUUCGUGAAGCUCGAAGAAGUCGUGAGAUUGGCGACGAUAGCCGCGGACGAGUGCGACUUCGGUACUUGUUUGGAGCUGGGACACGAUCUCUUCUCGAACGGCGGUAUUCACGUUCAAACAAUGGCGUUACAAAUGCUGUCCAUUGCCUAUACUCAUUUGCAAAGGCUGCAACUAUUAAAAAUACUAGAGGCACAUUUGAAAAACAGAAAGAAAGAUUGCGAAUUAAGUGUCAUUUAAAAACAAACUAUUUGUGCUUAUAUAUUUAUGUAAAAGAUGGGGUUUGUGUGGUUAUAUAUUUAUGU